Messenger RNA from Gossypium arboreum, 2192 nucleotides. RefSeq names its product BTB/POZ domain-containing protein At5g48800-like. The transcript has 4 exons. The coding region runs from base 325 to 2175 and encodes 616 amino acids. Lineage: Eukaryota; Viridiplantae; Streptophyta; Magnoliopsida; Malvales; Malvaceae. Gene Ontology annotation, molecular function: protein binding. The record is from RefSeq and is a predicted model, not a curated record.
ACUUUCUAAGCCCCCCCCCCCCACAAAAAAAAAAAAAUGUAAAAGUAAACAAACCAAAGCUAAACAUCAAAGAAAAACAGUAAGAUUUAAAAGAUUUUUAGUGCAUUUGAAGUUUUGAAGAACAAUUAAAGAAAGAGAGAAACGGAGUGUAAAAAGAUGACCCACCAUUAGAGGCCAUUAGUUCAGCCAAUAGCAACCUAUGGUUCAUCAAAAAUGGCCAAGCAAGUUAACCAACAACUUACGUUUCUAAUAAAGAUUCUGUCUUUGUCUCUCUCUCCUUUCAUAUUUGUCUCUCUUGAAAGUUAAGCUCACUUUUCUCUGCCAAUGGACAAACACCAGCAACAGCAACAGCAACAGCUGUUCUUAGCAAAGAGCACAAGACAGCGUUGUAAUGAAUGGAUUUUUCGAGAUGUUCCAAGUGAUAUCACAAUAGAAGUAAAUGGUGUAGCUUUUGCUCUACACAAGUUUCCUCUUGUUUCUCGAAGUGGGAGAAUUCAGAAACUAGUUGCAGAGCAUAGGGAUUCCGAUAUGUUAAGAGUGGAGCUUGUUAACGUACCUGGAGGUGCCGAGUCGUUCGAGUUGGCUGCAAAGUUCUGUUAUGGCAUUAACUUUGAGAUUACAUCUUUCAAUGUGGCUCAGCUUUAUUGCGUUUCCGAUUACCUCGAGAUGACUGAGGAGUUUUCGAAGGAUAAUCUCGGGUCUCGUACUGAAGAGUAUCUCGAGAUUGUUGUUUGCAAGAACUUGGAGAUGUGUGUUGAGGUUUUGCAGCAAUGUGAGAGUCUGCUUCCUCUUGCGGAUGAGUUGAAGAUCAUUAGCCGUUGCAUUGAUGCGAUUGCCUCGAAAGCUUGUGCGGAGCAGAUUGCAUCGAGCUUCUCACGAUUAGAGUAUAGCAGUUCGGGUAGGCUUCAUAUGAACAGGCAAACAAAAUGUGAGGGAGAUUGGUGGAUAGAAGAUCUUUCUGUUAUUCAGAUUGAUUUGUAUCAAAGACUCAUUACGGCCAUGAAAUGUCGCGGUGUCCGUCCUGAAAGUAUUGGUGCCUCCCUUGUGAAUUUCGCUCAGAAGGAGCUGACGAAGAAAUGCAGUUUGUGGAAUCCAUCGGGCCUUACGAAAGUUGAUUUGGGUUCAACCGAUCAUGAACAGCUUGUGGUCGAGGCAAUCAUUGGCCUUUUACCUGUUGAGAAACUUGCUGUGCCUAUCAGUUUCCUUUUCGGACUCCUCCGAAGUGCAGUGAUGCUUGAUUGCUCGAUUUCUUGUAGGCUUGAUCUAGAACGGAGGAUCGGAUCUAUGUUGGAUAUCGCAACUCUUGAUGAUAUCUUGAUCCCGUCUUUUCGACAUUCAGGAGAUGGGACCUUAUUUGAUGUCGAUACAGUUCAAAGGAUAUUAGUAAACUUUUCCCAGCAAGAUGACAGUGAAGGUGAUAUGGAUGAUGAAUCGGUUUUCGAAUCUGAUAGUCCUCGAUCACCAUCCCAAACUGCAUUGUUCAAAGUUGCAAUACUAGUUGAUAAUUACUUAGCCGAAAUUGCUCCUGAUGCAAAUCUCAAGCUUCCAAAGUUCUUGGGAAUCGCAGAGACUUUACCAGAACACGCUCGUACUAUCCACGACGGGCUAUAUCGAGCCAUUGAUAUUUAUCUAAAAGCUCAUCCGGGUUUACUAGAUGAAGACCGGAAGAGACUCUGCAAGCUGAUUGAUUUCCAAAAGCUCUCACAAGAAGCCGGUGCACAUGCCGCACAGAAUGAACGACUUCCGAUCCAAUCGAUAGUCCAAGUUCUUUAUUUCGAGCAAUUAAGGCUAAGAAAUGCUUUGUGCUGCUCUUAUCCUGACGAUGAUCACAAGCCGGCAGUGCAUCACCAGUCCUGGCGGAUCAGCAGCGGUGCACUCAGUGCAGCAAUGUCCCCAAGAGACAACUAUGCAUCUCUGAGGCGAGAAAACCGGGAGUUAAAACUUGAGCUUACUCGAAUGCGGAUGAGAUUAAAUGAUCUAGAGAAAGAACAUGUUUGCAUGAAGAGGGAUAUGGUGAAGUCUCGGUCUCGUAGAUUCAUGAGGUCUUUCUCAAAGAAAAUCGGUAAACUAAGCUUGUUUGGACGUAGUUCUUCGAGAGGAUCAAGUUCCCCUUCAAGGCAAUCAUAUAGAACUGAUUCUAAGGUGAUUGAGAGAACAUGUGCAAGCACUGAUUAGAUGCUUAAAAUGUGUUU